This is a messenger RNA of Ruditapes philippinarum (Manila clam), 1684 nucleotides long. Its product is annotated as fibrinogen-like protein 1. Lineage: Eukaryota; Metazoa; Mollusca; Bivalvia; Venerida; Veneridae. Bases 220 to 1458 code for a protein of 412 amino acids. The transcript is spliced from 4 exons. The record is from RefSeq and is a predicted model, not a curated record.
CUUCUAUUCCAGCUGCGUUUAAUUUUCUAACAAAUGCUGCGGUUAUCUUAGAAAACAGGCAUGUGGCAAAUUAAUUCACUUUAUUUGAAUACAGUUCACAUGAAACUGAUAUUAUAAUCAUAAAAAAUGAAUGUGCAGCUAAAAUGAUGGAGUUAAAAAUGGUGACUUAGGAAAAUAUCUUAUGAAUAGUUACUAGGCGUUCUAACACAUAUACCAAGGAUGCAGGCGUCACGGUGUAGAUGUAGAAGUGUUGCUCUUCUGAUGAUCAUCGUAUAUUGUUCAAUAAUUACACAAGGCCAAUUACAAGAUACAGCAAGUAUAUGCCAAACCUUGCAGUACAGAGCAUUGAGCUUGCGACAUCAGAAUGAACAUCAAUGUUUGAUGUUGGAAAAACUGAAUAUUGAUCUUGACAAAGAAAAAAGCAUGAUCAGAGUUCAAUAUCAGGAUUUAUACACAAUGAUCAGCAAAUUCCGUACGGAUAUGUUCAGAAAUGUAGCUUCACUUUCUACACCAAGGAGGGACAGUCCUAAGUCCAUACCAAAUUUUAGAGAUAUUCCUUUAGUCAGAGACUGCAGUGAACUUCAAAUGAAUGGAAUAUCACUAAGUGGUGUAUAUCCAAUCCGCCUUCCGAACAGAAAGAUAGUAAAUAUAUGGUGUGAUAUGGAGGACAAGGAAGAUAGUGGUUGGACAAUCAUCCAGAAACGCAUUGAUGGCAAAAUCAACUUUACAAGACGUUGGGACGAUUAUUCCUUUGGUUUUGGAAACGUCAAUUCGGAGUAUUGGUUUGGAAAUGACAAUUUAUACUGGAUGACACACUACAAGAACUAUAGUAUAAGGUUUGAUAUGUGGGAUUGGGAAGAUAAUUAUGCUUAUGCGUUAUACGAUUAUUUUCGUGUUGAAAAUGAGCAGAUGGAUUUUCAGCUAACAAUUCAGGGAUACUCAGGUACAGCGGGCGAUGCAAUGUUUCCUUAUCAUAAUGGAAUGAGGUUUAGUACUAUCGAUAAGGACAAUGAUGAAUGGCAUUUAAGUUGUGCUAAAAAAGAUCAGUCUGGUUGGUGGUUUAAAGCAUGUGGAUACGCCUCCUUGAAUGGUAUCUUCAUUGAAAAUGGAAUAAGUGAACCAUCACCGGAUGGUGUUAUAAAAGGAAUUAUUUGGUCUAAAUGGAGAAAGGAAUACGGUUAUUCUUUGAAAAGGACAGAAAUAAAGAUAAAACCUCGAACAAAACAAAAAUUAGAUGACGCCAUAAGUCGACAAGAAACCACUAAGGCUGGGACAGAAGUGACAGAAGCUGUUCCUGUUGACAAUGAAAAAACCGAGACUCUGCCGAAAGAGAAUAUUAAAAGCAAUGGAAAUGGGGUUACUGUGCCUGUUAUCGAUAAAGAUAAAAUAGCGGCACCUGAAACACCUACAGAUUCAACUCCGGAUUAUUACACCGACGAACCCGAUUAUUAUUACUAGACAAUUAUUGAUAUAUGAGGUUUCUAUAUUGACAAGCCAAACUUACUUGAUUGAAUAAAAGAUGAUUGUGUGUGUGAUAUAAAACUGUAUGCACUUCGACUUUGUUUGUGUCUGAGUAUUAAGCGUUACAUUCUGAGUUUGUGAAAGAAAAUGCAUGUGUGACGUUUUGACAAUAUUACAAUUUCAUAUAUUUUAUUUUUUUACAUAAAGGCUUAUUUUUAAUUCA